AUGACGAAGGGAUCUCGCAAGAGAGUCAAGCCCAGCCCCUCCGGCGAGGACUCGCCGACUCCAGCGCCCAGUAAUGCCCGAGCUCGUUCUGACUCCCAGUCGAGAGGGCAUAAUGCAAGCUGGUAUCCCGGGUCCUGGUCAUCCGUUGCCAGAGUCACCAAAGCGGCCCCAGUUACCGAGGUUGCCCGUGAGAGUAUUUCGGCGGCGAGAAACGUAGCUUCGAGCGUUACAGCCUCAUCAACUUCUCUCCUUGAUACACCCAACAAGAUUCGACAUCCCUCCCUUCAACUUACGAGAAAAUCGGGGUCCUCGGCCAGAUCUCUCCCUGCUGAUGCUACUACAACCCGUGUCAACAUUGCAUCAGAUGGGUCGGCUUCCACGCCAGCUGUCGUCGAUACCGGAGAAUUCAGUGCAACGGGAACUGUAACACCCGAUAAAGAAACGUCCGGCGAGAACGACACCAAGCCACUGGAAGAACCCGCCAAGGAACAGGAGGCUACUCCUAACACCGAUCCUGGCACUUUGCAUGUAGGACAUGCAGAGGGCCCUGAACAAUAUAGCAGCUGGCUCUCAUGGAUCUAUGGGCAGCCAAGUACAUCUAAUGGUGUUGCGGCUGCACUACAAUCGACAGGAACUGCGGAGCGUGCGGUCGGAAACCAAACUACAGAGCCGACUGAAGGUCAACCUACCACGAAGGACGUCACAGCCGAAGAAGAACAAACAGAACCGGAGCCAGAGCAGACAAAGGAUACUAUAGAAGUUACUCCAGUGGCGCAGAAGCGAUCUUGGCUUCAGAUGUGGUACGGUUCUAACGCGCCCAGCAAGAAAGAAGAGCCAUCAGCUUCAGAACCCACAGUCUCUUCGACGAAUACGGAAUCACCCGAAACUGCCGACAUCAAUAUGACACCCAAGGAUCCCCCAGGUGAGGCAAGAGAGCCCACUGGAGGGACACGGAAUCCGGUUGGAAAUACGAGAUCAUCUGGCUGGUCAUUCUGGUCCAAGGAUUCGACAAAGGACGGGCACUCAGACAAACCGCAGGAAGGCGAAGCGGUUGAAGCAUCGAUUGAACCACACGCCCAAUCCAAGCCGACAACACUUGAGCCAGACCCAGAAACAAAUGUGAAGAUCACCCAAAAGGGCAGCAUCAAAGUCAAACCACCUAAAGACAACCGCGCCAAAGACGGAUCUGUGUCUGCGGUCGAGACCAGUUCCACACCUACACCACCCGUUGAGCCUCGACCAGCUGAUACCACCGCCUCAAAGCAAUUACAGAAAAUCCUCCCCAACCAGGUAUUGCCACGUUUCGAAGAAACGUACACAUUCGAGGAGUCGCCCUCCCUCUUCCAGAGUCUUGGUCGAUUCCUCCAUUAUGGAAAAGGGCCAGAACUCAAACAUGUUAGCAGAGUCAAGGACCCGCUGCAUGUUAAACACGCCUUGGCCAUUGGUGUCCAUGGAUAUUUCCCAGCUCCUUUCAUUCGGAGUGUACUCGGACAACCCACAGGAACCUCAAUUCGGUUCUCCAAUAUGGCAGCGGACGCUAUUCGCAAGUACACAGAAAGCCACGGCUAUGCCUGCAACAUUGAAAAGAUUGCCUUAGAAGGAGAAGGCCGCAUUGUGGAGCGGGUGGACGUACUCUGGAAGCUGCUUCUGAAUUGGAUGGAAGAGAUCCGCAAAGCAGAUUUUAUAAUGGUUGCUUGUCACAGUCAAGGAGUACCAGUGGCGAUUAUGCUAGUUGCGAAGCUGAUCCAGUUUGGCUGCCUUGAUGCUAAAAGAGUCGGGAUUUGCGCCAUGGCUGGUGUAAACCUUGGUCCCUUCCCUGAUUACAGAUCUCGCUGGAUCAGCGGCUCGGCUGGAGAGCUGUUUGAAUUUGCACUUCCUUUCAGCAAAGUUUCGAAGGAGUAUGAGGCAGCUCUAAAAUGUGCUCUUGAAUUUGGUGUCCGCAUUUCUUACAUCGGCAGUAUUGACGAUCAACUCGUUUCUUUGGAGUCCUCCCUCUUCUCACCCAUAGCGCACCCGUACGUCUACCGCGCCGUGUUCGUCGAUGGCCGCGUCCAUGCCCCAAGUUUCCUCUCCCACUUAGUCGGCUUCGCUCUCAAGCUCCGAAACCUGGGUAUAUCAGACCACGGUCUAAUCCACGAACUAAGCGCCCCACUAGCAGGCAGUCUAUACACUGGAGAAGGCCAUUCUCGCCUGUACGACGAUGAAGCGGUAUAUUACAUGGCCAUCGAAUUCGCCCUAGAAACAUCCUCUGUCCCAAAUUCAACAAUCAGCAUCAAACGAGCCAGCGGCUCCGUCACUCCGAAUCCAUAUAUCCUCCCCUUCGCCAUGCGCGGUCUUCUAGAAGAAGAAUUCGUGCGUCGCGAACUACACGACGAGACGAUGGAGUUACUUCGGCAGUUUGAUGACUGGAAACCUUCUAGUAAGGUUUUGAAGGAUGUCAAGUUCCGGCUUGAGGGUAUCCGGUCUAAACUGUAG
This is a messenger RNA of Penicillium canescens, 2475 nucleotides long. RefSeq lists its product as uncharacterized. The transcript is spliced from 5 exons. Bases 1 to 2475 code for a protein of 824 amino acids. Lineage: Eukaryota; Fungi; Ascomycota; Eurotiomycetes; Eurotiales; Aspergillaceae. The record is from RefSeq and is a predicted model, not a curated record.